This is a messenger RNA of Effrenium voratum, 897 nucleotides long. NCBI's taxonomy places the organism in Eukaryota, Dinophyceae, Suessiales, Symbiodiniaceae. The record is from the annotation of a GenBank genome assembly.
AUGCAGGCCAUCCGCAUGCAGAAGAUCCGGAGCGCUACGGCGCAGCUGCCGGACAACUUGGAAGUCUUGCAGAAGGCGGUGGCGGCGGUGAAAUUCAAGAAGUCGGAGGAUGCCAAGAUUGACGUGAACCCGGACAACUUCAUCAUCCCCAGCGAAAUGAUGUCGAUGCUCCGACUGUCCUACGGCUAUGAUGAUCAGCUCAUCAUACAAUGUCCCCAGGGGCACUACUUUCAAGCGCGCCAGGCCGGCGUAUCCCAGCUUGCGGUCACGUACUGCAACGUGUGCUUGGAGGACCUGAAGAAUAAGACGCAGCUGCAAGAUAUGGGGGAGCCCAGCCUUUGUCAGAUGUGUGGCUACACGAUUUGCAGCACCUGCUUGCUGAAGCGGGAGUGGAUCAACUCGCUGUUCCCGCCCAUGGGACGGGCAUGGAUGCGGCUCUUCAUUGAAGGCCUGGAGAAUCAAGGCCACGUCUUGGUCUUCGAGCGCUUCCAGCAGCUCUGGCUGGGACAGAUCUUCCGGCACUGCCGCAAGCAGCUGUUGACGAAAAGGCAGUUGCUGCUGAUUGGGGGAAGUCGCAUGACCGCGAAGCUGAUGGGCCGCUGUGUGUGGUUGCGGGAGUGCGUGGACAGCCUGGCUAGGCGGUGCUUGGGAGAGCCCGAGUCAGAGCAACUGCUGAACUCGCGAGGCGAUUCCGUGGAGAUGGUGGAGCAGGGAGGAAGCUCCAGCUCCACUGCCAGGAGAGUGAGCGGAAGGUCAAGCUUUUGCUCUUUGACUUUGACCUUACCUUGGCGGCGGUCCACGUCUUUCACAACCUCACGGGUGGUGCUGACCAGGGCAUCUGCGGCGCGCCCUUCGCCGCCACAGAGCGCGGGCAGCUGCGGAGGCUGUUCGAAUUAG